This is a messenger RNA of Acanthoscelides obtectus, 2915 nucleotides long. NCBI's taxonomy places the organism in Eukaryota, Metazoa, Arthropoda, Insecta, Coleoptera, Chrysomelidae. The record is from the annotation of a GenBank genome assembly.
AAAAUUCAUUAAAAAAUAUUUGCAUUAAAUUUCCAAUCCACUCCUCAACUCCUACAAACAAAACACUAGAAAAAAUUAAAUAUGGCGUCGAUAGGAGAUCAUAGACGUCAAAUCUGUCAAGUGUCAAUACAGUCGAAAUAGUUGGGAUGCUCUCCAGAACAGAAGCAGGGAAUCUCCGAAACAUGGGGCAAAAAAUCAAAGGGUGAUUGUUUGGACCAUUCUAAGACUCGAUGAUUUUCGGAAUAGCGCAUCGUUUCCUGGACAUAAGCUCCUAAGCGACGCCACUGGAAAUCAUUUUUUUGAUAUAAGCGUAUAAAUAUCCUGACGCUGAAUAUUUUUUCCGAGCAUGAUCGGCGAUAACCAUGUUUGAGCGGGUUUGCUUUGUGUUUUUUGCUCCGAGCUUCACCGCCACCCGCCACUGGACCGAUUUUCAAAUAGCAAAAAUUUUAUCAGGAUCCAAGCGGAACUUUCCCAAGUUAUAAGCAGACAGACCGACAGAAAUGAGUGAUAUGUUUUUUCGGGAUGUACAAGCCAUAUAACAUCCAAAAAACAUCUCACUUCCUAAAUUUUUGCGGUAAUGUGAUGUUAAAAUUCGUGUACGUGUGACCAUAUCACCAAACCGCAAGUAAAAUUAGGCCCUAAUUUCGAAAACAGCGAAGUGAAUAUGUUUAAUCGGAUUAACUUAUAAAAGCAGGCGAUUUAAAUUGGUACUAUCAAGUCACGUAUCGAAUCCUUCAUCCGAUCACCGUGAAUGUUCGUUUGAAGCUAUCGAAUGGUCGAUAUUGCACUGAAGUAUUCCCAUCACCAUGUUGUCUUGUGACAUCUCCAAUUUUGACAUUUAACUAUCAAAGUCAACAUGAAAAAUAUUUUUGUAUAAUCAAUUUGGUUAGGUAUAUUUUUUCGGCAUAAAAAUAUGAAACUUUAAAGUCAAAAUUCUAGUGUUAUUAACCAAAAUGCCUGUGAGCAGAUUAGACGUUAUAUACAGAAAGAUUCUGUUGACCAAAUUAUUUACAAAAGGCUGGGGCUCACCAGAGAACUUACAAAGACUGUUUGACAUUCGUCAAGUGAUUUCGAAUAGAGAAACAUGUUACAAACUAGUGCCAAAAGACUAUCCAAUUUCUAUAAUAAACAAAACAGUGCAUUCUGACUGUCGAAUAAUUGAGGGAAAAUUUACAAGCCCUUUUGCAGUCCAUUUGCAUGGUUUGGUGCCAGAUGAAGUGAAAGAAUCCUACUUUCAAAUGGUGUUACCCCUCAAGUGGCCAAGCGCACAUAAGCCUAUAUGUAUCCACCUGGCUGGGACAGGUGAUCAUUAUUUUUGGAGGAGGAGGAAUGUAAUGGCAAAACCUCUGCUCAAAGCCGGAAUAGGUGCUAUAAUUUUAGAAAACCCUUAUUAUGGGAUAAGGAAGCCAACUGAUCAAACACGCUCAAGUGUUCACUAUGUUACUGAUAUAUUUGUGAUGGGAGGCUGUUUGAUAUUAGAAUGUAUAGUUUUAUUGAAUUGGUGUGAACAAGUCGGAUUUGGGCCUCUAGGAGUGACUGGUAUUUCUAUGGGUGGCCAUAUGGCUUCUUUGGCUGCAUCCAAUUGGCCUAAACCAUUAGUGCUAGUCCCUUGCUUAUCCUGGUCCACAGCAUCAUCAGUUUUUACUGAGGGCGUGAUGAGCGAAUCUAUAGACUGGGAUAUGUUGCAAAAACAAUAUUUGUCGAAUAAAAUGUACUGUGAGGAACUCUCAAAAUCAUGUAAAAUAGUUGAUGACCCUUUUGCAUGUGAACUUGGCCGAACACCAGAUAUUGCAUUUGAGACAAUCGAGGAUGUAACGGCACCGAAUGUGACACCUCAUCAGCUGAUCACCUUUAUAAAUGACAUAUCGAAUUGUCCCGAGAUAGAAUAUAAACCUUCUAGUCAUACGAAAAAAUUAUUUUCGUCCACACAUCCGUCAAUAAUAAAUUUGUUCAAACAAGUACAUCCAGUUUUACUUCCAACCAAAAGGGUUAUUGACAUGAAGAAAAGAGCAAGAGAAGCAUUGUGGUUUAUGAGAGGAAUGAUGGAUGAAUGCACCCAUUUGAAAAACUUUACCGUGCCAUUUGACACCUCGCUCAUAAUAUCUAUUUGUGCAAAGGCUGAUGGAUAUGUUCCUAGAGUAGGUGUAUCGAAAAUUGAAGAUAUUUGGCCUGGGGCAACUGUCAAAUAUGUCGAAUGUGGACAUGUUGGAGCAUACCUUUGUUCUCAUGCCAUAGACGUGACAAAUACAGGGUGUCCCAUUUUAAUAGUCCCACCUGAAUUAAGUAGAAAAAAGAAAAAAGUUUCAAACAAAAAUUAUUGGAGUUAGACGGGACAAAAUGAUGGUGACUGGCGUCGCGUGAGUUUUUAGGGCAAAUGUAGCAUAAAAUUACUGGUGUUGGAAGAGUAUAGAUAUACUGCCUCUACAGAAGCUUCUUUGAAAAUGAUCAGGAGCCUCUGAAAUAAUUUUAGCGAUUUUUUUAUGUGUCUUUGCUCCUAACUCCGCCGUCACUGGACCGAAUUUCAAAAACUGUAAAGCUUUUUGGCCCUCAACGUCGUAGUAACCUUGUGUGAACAUUUCAUCCAAAUUCAAGCAGUACUUUCCAACUUAUAGGUGGUCCCAGACCGACCGACGGAAAUGACAUGGUUAUUCGUAAUUCCGAAGUUUUCCUUUGGAAAUUUUAACUUGACAGGGACACCGUGAAUAUUGAUCUCAAAAAUGGUGGAAAUGAGAUUUUGUUUUUUAUGCAUUUUGUAGUCAAUAUAACGUCUCUUCGUAAGCACCAUCCCGGAACAUAUGUAUAUUUUCUAAUUUUAAUGAGUAAGACUGUACGAAUCCCUUUUUUCAGAGAGUCUAUAAUCGAGGCAUUCAACAAAGCAAAGCGGAAAAUACCCCCACCUUCACCGUGCCAUCACG